UCCGACACGAACCCAACCUCAUACGUGUGCGGCAAUCGCAUGUGCCUGAAAAUAAAACCCCAAAGAUGGGUUUUUGCCCUACUGUCUAAAUCACCUUCGCCCCUCGCUGUUUCGGGGGUUUGGAUUCUUUGAUAUUAAACCUACUGGGUUCCUCCAACUCUAUUCCAUUGUUUGAAUUCCUUUUCUUCUUAAGUAUAUUGUAAAGGUUUCGACUUUGAAGAUGCCAUAUAUCGGUAGAUUAGCUAUGUCCCUCGGGAGCAGGUGGUCGGGUGUGUUGAAAUCCAAUGGUGGAUUGCGGUCCCUUUUAGAGUACAAUUCUGCAAAGUCUGUAUCCGAUGUCGGCUUGGAACAUGCAAUCAACAAUCCGGCUAGAUGGUUAUCAACGGUAUCAAAGUCAGGUUUUGCAAGGCAAUCUAUUGCUGAUGCUAACUAUGUGAGAACGGACAUACUUCGAGCUAAUGGAUUCUCAGUUCUAAUGGGAGAACAUGCUAGGAAAUGCAUACAUAGUUUUCAGUCUCCAGUUCAACUCUCUCAAAGCUAUGGAGUGAAUGCCAAAAAUCCUUUCUUUGCGAGAUCUUUCACGUCAAAAACUUCAAAGCAGCAGGAGGAAACUCGAUCAAAGACUAAAAAGGAAAUUUCGACUAUUGAUGAUCCCUUCGAUUCUCCAACAUACAAUAUCCCAGAGAAGCCAGUGACAUUUACUGAGGGAGCUUCCUACAGCCUUAUAAUUCUUGCUGGACUUGGAGUUGCUGCUGCUGCAGGAUAUGGUGUCUUCAAGGAGCUAAUAUUUGAACCAAAAGAGUACAAGGUGUUUAACAAAGCUCUAAAAAGAAUUCAAGAUGACAGUCAGGUCAGGGUAAGAAUUGGAUCCCCUAUCACAGGCUAUGGACAGGAAAGCAGAAAUCGUGCUGCUCGCCAGCGUAUUCCUCAUAAGAUACACCAUGAUGAAGAUGGCGUUGAGCAUGUUGAGGUUAACUUUUAUAUUCGCGGGCCUCAUGGAGCUGGGAAAGUUUAUACUUCAAUGUUCAAGGACCCAGUGGACAAGCAAUGGAAGUUUACUUAUUUGAUUGUGGACAUUUUAUCACCUACCAAAGCACAGUUGAUUCUGGAGUCAUAUUUGCCGGCAUAGACCAUGUGUAUGUUCAUGGGACAGAAGAGAGAAUGUCCUUUUCUUCUGUAAAAAAUUGACAUGGAAUAUUUCCAUGACUCACCCAUCAAUAGUUGUGGGAUAGUUCUUCUACUUCUGAGUUCACAAUCUUUGAAUCCCAAUUUUCGACCAACAGAAGAGGUGAAAUUUUAUUGGCACCCAUCUAAUUUACUUCCUGGAAAAGAUAUUUAGUGAUAGUGUAAUGGUUUAAGCUCUUUUUUGUUUGUUCUUGUGUAAUCAAGGGCAGGCUUUCUGCAAUA
This is a messenger RNA of Tripterygium wilfordii, 1407 nucleotides long. RefSeq names its product probable mitochondrial import inner membrane translocase subunit TIM21. The transcript has 8 exons. The coding region runs from base 221 to 1129 and encodes 302 amino acids. The record is from RefSeq and is a predicted model, not a curated record. Gene Ontology annotation, biological process: protein import into mitochondrial matrix. NCBI's taxonomy places the organism in Eukaryota, Viridiplantae, Streptophyta, Magnoliopsida, Celastrales, Celastraceae. Gene Ontology annotation, cellular component: TIM23 mitochondrial import inner membrane translocase complex.